This is a messenger RNA of Oldenlandia corymbosa var. corymbosa, 1068 nucleotides long. NCBI's taxonomy places the organism in Eukaryota, Viridiplantae, Streptophyta, Magnoliopsida, Gentianales, Rubiaceae. The record is from the annotation of a GenBank genome assembly.
AUGGCAGAAGCAGAAGAGAAGAAGAAGCAACUCCCAGAAAUCCGGAAAGACGCCGUGAACAACCGGUGGGUGAUAUUCUCGCCGGCCAGGUCACGCCGCCCGUCCGACUUCAAGUCCUCCAAAUCCACAUCCUCCUCCGAUUCCAACCAGUCCUCCGCCAACUGCCCAUUUUGCAGUGGCAAUGAACACCUAUGCGCCCCCGAGAUCUUCCGGGUCCAGCCCGAUUCCGAGCCCAGUUGGACUAUUCGGGUCGUCCAGAAUAUGUAUCCAGCUCUCACCAGGGCCGACGGAGAGGAUUCAGUUCCUCCGCCCCUUAAGCAAACAUUGGACGAGGACCUGGAGGUAGUUGAUGAUGAACGAAUUGGUGGGGUAGGGUUCCAUGAGGUGGUGAUCGAGACCCCGGUCCAUUCAGUUCACCUACUUGAUCUUGACCCGGUUCGUCUUGGGGAUGUUCUACUCGCUUAUAAGAAGCGGAUCGACCAGCUCCGGACUCGCAAUUCCAUUCGAUACAUUCAGGUAUUUAAAAACCAUGGAGCCUCAGCUGGUGCCUCAUUGAGCCACUCCCAUAGUCAGUUGAUUGCUCUUCCAAUUCUUCCACCUGCAGUUUCUUCCCGUCUUGAAAGUAUGAAGCAUUUCUUUGAGCAGACUGGGAAGUGCAAACUGUGCGAGGUGCAACCGAAGGAGUUCCUUAUUAAUGAAUCUACUCAUUUCAUAUCCAUUGUUCCAUUUGCUGCUACUUUUCCAUUUGAAGUAUGGAUAAUUCCCAGAGGCCAUUCUCCUCAUUUCCAUGACUUAGACAAUGAGAAGGCUGUUGAUCUUGGAGGUCUGUUAAAACUCAUGCUUUCUAAGAUUUCCUUGCAGCUGAACAAACCUCCAUUUAAUUUCAUGGUUCACACUUCGCCGUUCCAUUUCAAUCCCCCAUGCGAACCCUACAUGCAUUGGUUUCUCCAAAUAGUACCGCAGUUAACUAGUGCUGCAGGAUUUGAACUGGCGACUGGGUGUCAUAUUAACCCUAUUUUCCCUGAAGACGCCGCAAAAGUUUUGAGAGAAGUACAAUUUCUGAGUUAA